AUGCAGUCAUCUCAGACUGGCAUGGUCGGUCAACCAAGCUUUAAUGUGGGGCCUGGCUUACAAUCUAAUAUACAGACACAGGUUCCCGGUCAACACAAUGUAUUGGUACCACAAGUUCCUCUUAACCAGAAUCCAGUAGGUGUUGGUUCCGUGUCCCAGCCACCAGUACCGCCUUCCAACCAAAAUCAGUCGGCUUCUGGUCAUCAAUUUAACACAGCGUCUUUGUGUCGUUUUGGACAAGAAACCGUACAGGAAAUAGUGUCUCGCACACAUGAAGUAUUCCAGAUACUUAAAGUCCUAAUGCCACCGAAUGGUACUCCAACUGGUGCUAACAUGAGUAAUGAAAGGCGUAUUAAAAUGCAAGAUCAAUUGAGGAACAUAAAAUUACUAUUCAAACGACUAAGAAUUAUUUACGAAAAAUGUAAUGAUAGCUGUCAAUUACAAGGUAUGGAGUACAUGCAUAUAGAAGGACUAAUUCCACUCCAAGAAGAAUGGGACAUGAAGUCUGAAGAAAGGAAAACUAGUGAAACGUAUCGUGUUGCUAGUGAUGAAAUGAAAGAAGUAGCUGAACAAUUAAGUAACAAGAAUAGACAUUUAAAAGAAAUAAUUGAUCAUCUCCGAAGAAUUAUAUGGGAAAUAAAUACUAUGUUAGCAAUGAGGAGGUCUUAA
Molecule: messenger RNA, 669 nt
Organism: Macrosiphum euphorbiae (potato aphid)
Lineage: Eukaryota; Metazoa; Arthropoda; Insecta; Hemiptera; Aphididae
Source: the annotation of a GenBank genome assembly